UCGUGUGUUUGUGUUUUUUGUUUAUCUAUUUAUUAUAUUGAGCUGAUUAUUAUUAUUAUAAUUUUCUUCUCUCGUUAGGUUUUCUUUUCGUUGAUCUUGUCUCUCUCUCUCUCUCUCUCUCUCUCUCUCUCUCUCUUUCUCUCUCUCUCUCUCUCUCUCUUGUGAUUAGUAAAAAUCAUUUUGUUGUGAUAGAAAUAUAAUAAUGUCUUUAUCCAAGGAUAACAAUCAAUCUGAUAAAAUCUUUUACAAUGCUUCCGAUGAGGCAUUUGACGUUACAACAGAAUCAAAUUUUGCCAACAUGGAUCCUGAGCAAAAAGCUGCUUUAGAAGAGGAAUGGCGAACAGAACUGGCAAGGACUGAAGAGGAGAUUCAAACCUUGCGACAAGUUCUUUCAUCGAAAUUACGCCAUUCAUCUGAAUUGAAAAAGAAACUCGGCAUCUCUGUAUGGAAAGAAUUUCGAGAUGACAUUGGUCAAGGAGUUAAAAGUAUCCAAGAAUCCACAGCCUCUGGGUUUGGAAUACUAGCAGCUCCAACCUCUGCUUAUCAAAAAACCACCGAGACUGUUAAAACUGUCGGUGAAAGGACAACAUCCGUUUUAGGAAGUCUUGGUGGUAGUAUGGCCCGAAAAUUAGGAGAAGUGAAAAAUUCCAAUGCAUUUAAAUCAUUCGAAGAGCGAGUUGUCUCAGCAACCGGAAAUCUAAAAGAUCGAAUGACUGGCUCAAGAAGUAACAGUACCAACAGUUUCGAAGAUGCUCUCAACAGUGAACGACGAAACUCUCAAACAGCUACACCCGCUACUACACCCACCAUACCUGAAGAGAAAUCGCUCUCUUAAAAAACACUUGCACAUAUUAACCUAAAACACAAACACACCACAUAUACACAAUUGUUCAAUCCAAAGAAGAACGAAAAAAAUAUCAAAUUGAAGAUUCUUGAUGGAUUCAACAUUGCAAGUUUUAAUUAUUAACUAUUAGCUGAUUAAUAGUCUAAUUCUCUAUACACUUGGAUUGAAAAACUAAAGCAACAAAAAAAAACAAGGAGAUUAUCUCAAAAAAUGGUUAUUUAUAUUUAAUUUUAAAAACAGUGAAAAAGUUAUUGAUUUAUUCUUCCUUCUCUGCACCUCUUUUAUUGUUGAUUUACCAUAUCGACUGAGAUUAUCAACAAUCAACAUCAUCAAUUUCCAACAACCAGCAAACUACAGUAUCAAAGGAAAACAACAAAAAAUUUAUUCUAAACGUGUGUCAAUAUAAAUUAUCUCUCUCGUUACGAUAAAACUAAAAGCGUACUUUGAAUUUUCCCUUUCAUCGUAACUCCUUUCACCUCACAAAAAAAAAUAAUGUAUAACAAACUAUUUAAUUAAUCAAUUAAUUAAUAUAAUUUAUCUUUUGCAUGUGAUGAAACAAAUACGUUGAAAACAAAAUAAUAAUAAAUUCACAAAACUUGGGUUUAAUCAAUAGGAAAA
This is a messenger RNA of Panonychus citri (citrus red mite), 1462 nucleotides long. RefSeq names its product tumor protein D52-like. NCBI's taxonomy places the organism in Eukaryota, Metazoa, Arthropoda, Arachnida, Trombidiformes, Tetranychidae. The record is from RefSeq and is a predicted model, not a curated record. The coding region runs from base 203 to 835 and encodes 210 amino acids. Gene Ontology annotation, cellular component: cytoplasm. The transcript is spliced from 4 exons.